AUGACACGUUGGAUUCUAGGCGACAAGUUCGACAAGGUGUAUCCUCACAAGGGGUCCUUGAAGGUCCUGUGGGAGUCGCGAUGGAGGUUUGCUUGUCAAAAAUCCAUCUAUCCGUUCCAUGACGGGUGCAUCGAGGACUUUGAGCCCAUCUUCACCAAGCUCAUCGCGGAAAACAUCAACGAUGCCGCCUCAGACGAAUACACCGAGACGUUCUUUCCGACGGCUGCUGCGCUCGAGGAAAAGGCCCACCAGGCACUCAAGACCGGCAACAAGGAAGAAGCCUCAAACCUUCUCUGCCGCGCCGCCGUGGUCUACCGCAUCUCCCGCUUCCCCUAUGUCGACAUCACCAAGCCCAACUCCAUCAAGCGCACGGCCUUUGAGCACCAGAAAAAGGUGUACCUGAAGGCCACCUCGCUCUGGGCCCGUCCCAUCCAGGAGGUGAUGGUCCCCCACGUGUACCGCUCGGGCCAGGACGGCGCCCACAUCCCCAUCUACAUCCGCACGCCCGCAGACGCAGGGGCCGAGAACCCCGUCCCCGUGGUCAUGAUCAUGACCGGGCUAGACGGCUACCGGCCGGACAACAGCCAGCGCACGCACGAGAUCCUCGCGCGCGGCUGGGCCGCGGUGGUGGUCGAGAUCCCCGGCACGGCCGACUCGCCCGCUGACCCGGCCGACCCGAGCUCUCCAGACCGCCUGUGGAACAGCGUGCUCUCGCACUUGGAUCAGCAGCCGGCACUGGACACGGGUAAGCUGGUGGUCUGGGGGCUGAGUGCCGGUGGGUACUACGCCAUCCGGGCGGCGCACACGCACCGCGAGCGGCUGGCGGGAUCCGUAGCGCAUGGUCCGGGGUGUCACCACUAUCUCGACCCGGAGUGGUUGAGCCGGGUGAACGACCACGAGUAUCCGUUUGAGCUGACCAAGGCGUGGGCGACGAAGCACGGGUACGCCAGCGAGGCGGAGUUUGUGGCCGGGGCGCAGAAGAAGUUCUCGCUGGUGGAAACGGGCGUAGUCGACCAGCCGAGCUGUCGCCUGUUGCUGUUGAAUGGCGUGGACGACGGCGUGGUGCCGAUUGAGGAUUGUCUGGUGCUGUUCGACCAUGGCUCUCCCAAGGAGGGACGAUUCUUCAAGGGACUUCCACAUAUGGGAUAUCCCAACAGUCUGCCUGUUUCGUACAAGUGGCUGGAGGAGGUGUUGGCUCUGCCGGCGAAGGUGAAGAAUUGA
Aspergillus clavatus NRRL 1 is the source of this 1221-nucleotide messenger RNA. RefSeq names its product heptaketide hydrolyase ayg1 (gene ayg1). NCBI's taxonomy places the organism in Eukaryota, Fungi, Ascomycota, Eurotiomycetes, Eurotiales, Aspergillaceae. The coding region runs from base 1 to 1221 and encodes 406 amino acids. The transcript is spliced from 5 exons. The record is from RefSeq and is a predicted model, not a curated record.